GUGUGCCAUUCUAACUUGUGUAACGUUUAGGCAUUGUUUCAAAGAUGUUUAAAAAAUAUAUAUAUAUGAGCGGCUGAACAUUGGGCAACACAAGCCAGGUCAACAAAGUUAUCUAAAUAAAAAUGUCCUCGACUCUCAGCUCCCCAUUGCCGAACAACAGCAGCCUUUUCACUGCGAGCUACGAGAGGACGGACCUCACAGAGGCGCAAAGACACAUAAGCAUGCUUCUCUUCGGCUUGUGCGUUGCCAUCGCCGCUGCUACCUUCGUGGGAGGUGUGUAUUCUCUCAUCUUUUUCAUCCAGAUGAGGUGGAAAACCAUCCUGUGGCUCAUCGUGGCUUCAAUGUCCGUGGACGACCUGCUCAGCGUAAUACCUCUCUCCCUCUUCAUGCUCCUCCAGUGGGAGAGAGAUGGAGAGGGAGGGUCGGUGACCAUAUGCACGUUAUCGGGACUUCUCUAUGUGUUCCAAGGACUCUCCAGCAAUAUGAAGGCUUGCCUUAUCGCAGCCUACACCUUCUACGUUACUAAGCGAGAAAGAAGUCCUCGGCCGUUAAGCGUGAUGUGGGCGAUAGCCGGGGUGUGGGUAGUCAGCCUGGCCGUCAGUGUACUACCCCUGUGCGGCUGGGGGACUUUCACCCCGGUCUCUCUAGGCUGUUUCCCAGAGAGCCACAGCUUUUACGUUCUGAUCCUUUUCUCUUUGUACACUGUGUGUUUCUGCGGAUUGGUCUUAUUCUUCGUUCCUCUCACCUACCAGCUACUGUGUUCCAGGGAGCCACAGAGGACGUUCUACCCGAGCUACUUGGAUAUCGCCAGGGAUCUGAGAGGGGACGGGUCUGCGCCUCUCUGCGACCUCCCGUCCUUCUCUCGGGAUAGCUUGGACAGAAGUUUCAGUGCCUACAACGAGCUGUUUCCGGUUGGGUCGGGGAAAGGGCUAGGGGUACGGGGCACAGUGGAAACAUAUACCUGCCCAAUCCCUACCUCUGACGGUGUACUGAGGGAUGGAACCAACAGUAACUGGGAAUCCCCGGUGUUCUUUGCACAAAAGCGCUUCUCCAUGAUCCUAGCGGUAGUGAGAGUUGUCUUGUGGAUGCCGAUGAUGACUGUGGUGCUCGUGCGUCAUGCUGUGAACGAGCGCAGCCCGUCCCUGGAGGUGGUGGGAACUGUGAGCUUCUUCCUGACCCUGCUGGCGCCUGUCGUCACGCCAGUGUUCAUGCUCUCCGAGCGCUGGAUCCACCUUCCGUGCGGCUGCUUCAUCAACUGCCCGCGGGACACAGAGCGUGAGCCCACCGCAAAGAAGAGGAGGUUUGAGUUUAACCUCUCCUUCCAACAAGGAUACGGAAUAUACAAGUUAUCCCACGCAACCAAACCCCACCUCAGCCCGUCCGUUGAAAAGUCUUCCUAUCAAAACCUCUUCAACUUCACAGAAAACCAACUUGCUGUGCUGGACAGCUCUGGCGUCGCGAGCCUGCAGGCCGAGCUCGAGUUCAUGACCCCACGUGAAGUAGACAGCUCCUCACUGCAUGAGCAUGGCGAGCUGCUUCUCGAGGCUGAGGCAGGUGGGGGAGAGGCCCUCGCGCUGGCAGACUGCCUCCAGUUUCCUCACGAUAACCACGGAGACCAGGACAGCUUCUUCUGUGGAUCCAGCUCCCGGGACUGCGAGGACCUCAACCUCACUGACACGUCGUCAGUGUUCGAGGGAACGGAACGGAGACUGUCGCAUGUAGAGGGCAGAAAAAUGGAGCUGACGGACUGGGAGUGGUGUAGGAGUAAAUCAGAGAGGACCCCCAGACAGAGAUCUGGGGGAGGUCUGGCCAUCCCUCUGUGUGCCUUCCAGGGCACCGUCUCCCUGCACUCCCCCACAGGGAAGACCCUCUCCCUCUCCACCUAUGAGGUCAGCAGCGACGGCCUCACUAUCUCCCCCCACGCUGCCAAGAAGGUGGAGGUCUACCGCUCCAAGUCUGUAGGCCACGAGCCCAGUGCAGACGACCCCACCACCAGGGACCCGGACGGGGGAGUGGGGAUGGAGGUGGAGGUAGGAGAGGUGGCAAUGGGGGACACCAAUGUGAAGAUCCACCUGGAGGUGUUGGAGAUCUGUGACAACGAGGAGGCCAUGGACAGCGUGUCCAUCAUCUCUAACAUCAGCCAGUCGUCCACCCACGCCCGCUCCCCGUCGCUGCGCUAUUCUCGGAAGGAGAACCGCUUUGUCUCCUGUGACCUGGGGGAGACAGCCUCCUACUCACUGCUCAUCCCCAACAGUGGCAACCCCGAGGUGGACAACAUCAACAUCAACAUCCCUGACACGGUGGAGGCCCACCGGCAGAACAGUCGCAGGCAGAAACAGGAGACGGGAGGCUACCGCGAGGAGAUACAGCUGCUCAACGAAGCCUACAGGAAGCAGGAAGAGGACAGAGAAGACUGAUACCCACACACGGGAAGCAUGAAGAGGACAGAAAAGACUGAUACACACACAGAGGAAGCAGGAAGAGGACAGUGAGACUGAUACACACACACACAGGAAGCAGGAAGAGGACAGUGAGACUGAUACACACACACACAGGAAGCCGGAAGAGGAUAGAGAAGACUGAUACAUCCCAGGAAGCAGGAAGAGGACAGAGAAGCCUGAUACACACACACAGGAAGCAGGAAGCGGACAGAGAAACCUGAUACACACACAGGAAGCAGGAAGAUUACAGAGAAGCCUGAUACACACAGAGGAAGCAGGAAGAGGACAGAGAAACCUGAUACACACAGGAAGCAGGAAGAUUACAGAGAAGCCUGAUACACACACAGGAAGCAGGAAGAGGACAGAGAAACCUGAUACACACAGGAAGCAGGAAGAGGACAGAGAAACCUGAUACACACACAGGAAGCAGGAAGAGGACAGAGAAACCUGAUACACACACACACACACAAAUCAAAUACAUUGUUAUUGGUCACAUGCUUCAUAAGUAACUGGUGUAGACUAACAGUGAAAUGCUUACUUAAGGGCCCUUCUCAUAAAAAAAGUUAAAUAGUAUUAAACAAAUAUACAAAUUAUAACACAAGGAAUAUAUAGAAAAAUAAUAACACAAUGAGUAACGAUAACUUGGCUACAUACACGGUACCAGUACCGAGUCGAUGUGCAGGGGUACGAGGUCAUUUAGGUAUAUAUGUACAUAUAGGUAGGGAUAAAGUGACUAGGCAACGGGAUAGAUAAUAAACAGAAGCAGCAGUGUAUGUGGUGGGUCAGAAGAGACACACACACAGGAAGCAAGAAGAGGACAGAGAAGACUGAUACACACACAAGGGAAUAAGGAAGAGGACAGAGAAUACUGAUACACACACAAGGGAAUCAGGAAGAGGACAGAGAAUACUGAUGAUCACACACAGGAAGCAAGAAGAGGACAGAGAAGACUGAUACACACACAAGGGAAUCAGGAAGAGGACAGAGAAUACUGAUGAUCACACACAGGAAGCAAGAAGAGGACAGAGAAGACUGAUACACACACAAGGGAAUCAGGAAGAGGACAGAGAAUACUGAUACACACACAAGGGAAUCAGGAAGAGGACAGAGAAUACUGAUGAUCACACACAGGAAGACAAUGAGGGGACAGAGAAUACUGAUGCACACACAGGAAGCAAGAAGAGGACAGAGAAGACUGAUACACACACAAGGGAAUCAGGAAGAGGACAGAGAAUACUGAUGAUCACACACAGGAAGACAAUGAGGGGACAGAGAAUACUGAUACACACACAGGAAGACAAUGAGGGGACAGAGAAGACUGAUACACACACAGGAAGACAAUGAGGGGACAGAGAAGACUGAUACACACACAGGAAGACAAUGAGGGGACAGAGAAGACUGAUACACACAGGAAGACAAUGAGGGGACAGAGAAGACUGAUACACACACACAGGAAGACAAUGAGGGGACAGAGAAGACUGAUACACACAGGAAGACAAUGAGGGGACAGAGAAGACUGAUACACACACAGGAAGACAAUGAGGGGACAGAGAAUACUGAUACACACACAGGAAGUCAACUAUGGGACAGAGAAUACUGAUGCACACACACAGGAAGACAACGAGGGGACAGAGAAUACUGAUGCACACACACAGGAAAACAACAAGGGGACAGAGAAGACUGAUGCACACACACAGGAAGACAACGAGGGGACAGAGAAUACUGAUGCACACACACAGGAAGACAACGAGGGGACAGAGGAUACUGAUGAUCACACACAGGAACACAAUGAGGGGACAGAGUAGACUGAUGGUCACACACAGGAAGACAAUGAGGGGACAGAGGAGACUGAUGCACACACACAGGAAGACAACGAGGGGACAGAGAAGACUGAUGCACACACACAGGAAGACAACGAGGGGACAGAGAAGACUGAUACACACAGGAAGACAAUGAUGGGACAGAGAAGACUGAUACACACACAGGAAGACAAUAAGGGGACAGAGAAUACUGAUACACAUACAGGAAGUCAACGAUGGGACAGAGAAUACUGAUGCUCACACACAGGAAGACAACGAGGGGACAGAGAAUACUGAUGCACACACACAGGAAAACAACAAGGGGACAGAGAAGACUGAUGCACACACACAGGAAGACAACGAGGGGACAGAGAAUACUGAUGCACACACACAGGAAGACAACGAGGGGACAGAGGAUACUGAUGAUCACACACAGGAAGACAACGAGGGGACAGAGAAGACUGAUGCACACACACAGGAAGACAACGAGGGGACAGAGAAUACUGAUGCACACACACAGGAAGCAGACUGGAAAGACAGAUCUAGAAGGACUGACCUUUUAACUCUAUAUUUGAAGUGUAUCUUGACCUUUUAACUCUAUAUUUUAUGUGUAUCUUGACCUUUUAACUCUAUAUUUUUAAGUGUAUCUUGUGACAAAACAUUAUUUGCCGCAGCUUAAGACUUCUGGGACACAUAUCCUGUGCCCAUUCUGUGCUUUAAAAGUCCAUUAUGUGUCCAUGUGAUGAGGUGAGGUUAAGUGAACGGGUGUAGGACUAAGUGAUGAGGUGAGAUGGAGAGAAAGGGGUGCAGGACUAUGUGAUGAGGUGAGGUGGGGAGAAGGGGGUGCAGGACUAAGUGAGGAGGUGAGGUGGUGCAGGACUAAGUGAUGAGGUGAGGUGGUGCAGAACUAAGUGAUGAGGUGAGGUGGUGCAGGACUAAGUGAUGAGGUGAGGUGGUGCAGGACUAAGUGAGGAGGUGAGGGGGUGCAGGACUACGUGAUGAGGUGAGGUGGUGCAGGACUAAGUGAGGAGGCGAGGUGGUGCAGGACUAAGUGAUGAGGUGAGAUGGUGCAGGACUAAGUGAGGAGGUGAGGGGGUGCAGUACUAAGUGAUGAGGUGAGGUGGUGCAGGACUAAGUGAUGAGGUGAGAUGGUGCAGGACUACGUGAUGAGGUGAGGUGGAGGGAAGGAAGUGCAGGACUAAGUGAGGAGUUGAGGUGGAGAGAAGGCAGUGCAGGACUACGUGAUGAGGUGAGGUGGUGCAGGACUAAGUGAGGAGGUGAGGGGGUGCAGGACUAAGUGAUGAGGUGAGGUCGUGCAGGACUAAGUGAUGAGGUGAGGUGGUGCAGGACUAAGUGAUGGGGGAGGUGGUGCAGGACUAUGUGAUGAGGUGAGGUGGAGAGAAGGCAGUGCAGGACUAAGUGAGGAGUUGAGGUGGAGAGAAGGCAGUGCAGGACUACGUGAUGAGGUGAGGUGGUGCAGGACUAAGUGAUAAGGUGAGGUGGUGCAGGACUACGUGAUGAGGUGAGGUGGUGCAGGACUAAGUGAGGAGGUGAUAUGGAGAGAAAGGGGUGCAGGACUAUGUGAUGAGGUGAGGUGGGGAGAAGGGGGUGCAGGACUAAGUGAGGAGGUGAGGUGGUGCAGGACUAAGUGAUGAGGUGAGGUGGUGCAGGACUAAGUGAUGAGGUGAGGUGGUGCAGGACUAAGUGAUGAGGUGAGGUGGUGCAGGACUAAGUGAGGAGGUGAGGUGGUGCAGGACUAAGUGAUUAUUUGAGGUGGUGCAGGACUACGUGAUGAGGUGAGGUGGUGCAGGACUAAGUGAGGAGGUGAGGUGGUGCAGGACUAAGUGAGGAGGUGAGGUGGUGCAGGACUAAGUGAUAAGGUGAGGUGGUGCAGGACUAAGUGAGGAGGUGAGGUGGUGCAGUACUUAGUGAUUAUGUGAGGUGGAGUGAAGGUGGUUCGAGACUAAGGGACAGCAGCGCAAUGAAAGAGAAGACAGAAAGGGAGAGCAGAGAGAAAGGCUGGAGAGAAUAGUACCCACCUUAGUAUUCAAUCUGGGGUCUCCACCAUAAGGAAAUAGAGAGAGAGAGAGAGAAUGGUGAAGGUUUCAUUCUUCACAGUCUCCACAUGGACCUGUUAUUACAAUCAACGUCACCAAUGAGGCAACAAGGAGAUCACUAGCUCCUCUGUCUGAGUUAUCCCAAAUCAAAUUUAUUUAUAUAGCCCUUCGUACAUCAGCUGAUAUCUCAAUGUGCUGUACAGAAACCCAGCCUAAAACCCCAAACAGCAAGAAAUGCAGGUGUAGAAGCACAGUGGCUAGGAAAAACUCCAUAGAAAGGCCAAAACCUAGGAAGAAACCUAGAGAGGAACCAGGCUAUGUGGGGUGGCCAGUCCUCUUCUGGCUGUGCCGGGUGGAGAUUAUAACAGAACAUGGCCAAGAUGUUCAAAUGUUCAUAAAUUACCAGCAUGGUCAAAUAAUAAUAAUCACAGGCAGAACAGUUGAAACUGGAGCAGCAGCACGGCCAGGUGGACUGGGGACAGCAAGGAGUCAUCAUGUCAGGUAGUCCUGAGGCAUGGUCCUCCGAGAGAGAGAAAGAAAGAAAGAAAGAAAGAAAGAAAGAAUUAGAGAGAGCAUACUUAAAUCCACACAGGACACCGGAUAGGACAGGAGAAGUACUCCAGAUAUAACAAACUGACCCUAGCCCCCCGACACAUAAACUACUGCAGCAUAAAUACUGGAGGCUGAGACAGGAGGGGUCAGGAGACACUGUGGCCCCAUCCAAUGACACCCCCGGACAGGGCCAAACAGGAAGGAUAUAACCCCACCCACUUUGCCAAAGCACAGCCCCCACACCACUAGAGGGAUAUCUUUAACCGCCAACUUACCAUCCUGAGACAAGGCCGAGUAUAGCCCACAAAGAUCUCCGCCACGGCACAACCCAAGGGGGGGCGCCAACCCAGACAGGAAGAUCACAUCAGUGACUCAUGCCACUCAAGUGGAGCCAACCUCCUGUGGCUGAUAGCCUGGAGGACCCAACCCCCUGUGGCUGAGAGCCUGGAGGACCCAACCUCCUGUGGCUGAUAGCCUGGAGGAACCAACGUCCUGUGGCUGAGAGCCUUGGGGGACCCAACCUCCUGUGGCUGAUAGCCUGGAGGAACCAACCUCCUGUGGCUGAUAGCCUGGAGGACCCAACCUCCUGUGGCUGAUAGUCUGGAGGGACCAACCUCCUGUGGCUGAGAGCCUGGAGGACCCAACCUCCUGUGGCUGAGAGCCUGGAGGAGUAGAUCAGUUAAUAGAUCAGUCUGCAUUCCAAUUCGUCCCAAAGGUGUUCGGUGGGGUUGAGGUCAGGGCUCUGUGCAGGCCAGUCAAGUUCUUCAACACCGAUCUCGACAAACCAUUUCUGUAUAGACUUCGAUUUGUGCACGGGGGCAUUGUCAUGCUGAAACAGGAAAGGGCCUUCCCCAAACUGUUGCCACAAAGUUGGAAGAAUGUCAUUGUAUGCUGUAGCUUAAAGAUUUCCCUUCACUAGAACUAAAACAGCCCCUGACCAUUAUUCCUCCUCCACCAAACUUUACAGUUGGCACUAUGCAUUCAGGCAGGUAGCGUUUUCCUGGCAUCCGCCAAACCCAGAUGGUGAAGAGUGAUUCAUCACUCCAAAGAACACGUUUCCACUGCUCCAGAGUCCAAUGGCGCUGAGCUUGACACCACUCCAGCCAACAUUUGGCAUUGCGCAUGGUGCUCUUAGGCUUGUGUGCGGCUGUUCGGCCAUGGAAACCCACUUCAUGAAGCUCCUGAAGAACAGUUAUUGUGUUGACGUUGAUUCCAGAGGCAGUUUGGAACUCGGUAGUGGGGGUUGCAACUGAAGACAGACCAUUUUUACGUGCUUCAGCACUCUGUGGUCCCAUUCUAUCAGCUUGUGUGGCCUACCACUUCGCGGCUGAGCUGUUGAAGGUCACUGAGCUCUUUAGUAAGGCCAUUCUGCUGCCAAUGUUUGUCUAUUGAGAUCGCAUGGCUGUGUACUCAAUUGUAUAAACCUGUCAGCAACAGUUUUGAAGGGGUGUACACGUACUUUUGUAUACAGUACCAGUCAAAAGGUUAGACAUCUCCUCAUUCAAGGGUUUUCUUUAUUUUUACUAUUUUCUACAUUGUAGAAUAAUAGUGAAGACAUCAAAACUAUGAAAUAACACAUAUGGAAUCACGUAGCAACGAAAAAAAAUGGUUAAACAAAUCAAGAUAUAUGUUAUAUUUGAGAUUCUUCAAAGUAGCAUUGAUGACAGCUUUGCACACUUGGCAUUCUCUCAACCAGCUUCACCUGGAAUGCUAUUCCAACAAUCUUGAAGGAGUUCCCACAUAUGCUGAGCACUUGUUGGCUGCUUUUCCUUCACUCUGCGGUCCAACUCAUCCCAAACCAUCUCAAAUGGGUUGAGGUCGGUGAUUGUGGAGGCCAGGUCAUCUGAUGCAGCACUCCAUCACUCUCCUUCUUGGUCCAAUAGCCCUUACACAGCCUGGAGGUGUGUUGGGCCAUUGUCCUGUUGAAAAACAAAUGAUAGUCCCACUAAGUGCAAACCAGAUGGGAUGGCAUAUCGCUACAGAAUGCUGUGGUAGCCAUGCUGGUUAAUUGUGCCUUGAAUUCUAAAUAAAUCACAGACAAUGUCACCAGCAAAGCACCCCCACACCAUCACACCUCCUCCUCCGUGCUUCACAGUGGGAACCAUACAUGCGGAGGUAAUCCAUUCACCAACUCUGCGUCUCACAAAGACACAUCGGUUGGAACCAAAAAUCUCAAAUUUGGACCCGUCAGACCAAAGGACAGAUUUCCAUCAGUCUAAUGUCCAUUACUCGUGUUUCUUGGCCCAAGCAAGUCUCUUUUUCUUAUUGGUGUCCUUAACUAGUGGUUUCUUUGCAGGCCUCAUUCACACAGUCUCCUCUGAACAGUUGAUGUUGAGAUGUCUGUUACUUGAACUCUGAAGCAUUUAUAUGGGCUGCAAUAUGAGGUGCAGUUAACUCUAAUGAACUUCUCCUCUGCAGCAGAGGUAGCUCUGGGUCUUCCAUUCCUUUGGCGGUCCUCAUGAGAGACAGUUUCAUCAUAGUGCUUGAUGUUUUUUGCGACUGUACUUGAAGAAACGGUCAAAGUUCUUCAAUUUUUCCGAAUUGACUGACCUUCAUGUCUUAAAGUAAUGAUGGACUGUCAUUUCUCUUUGCUUAUUUGAGCUGUUCUUGCCAUAAUAUGGGCUAUCUUCUGUAUACCACCUCUACCUUGUCACUACACUACUGAUUGGCUCAAACGCAUUAAGAAGGAAACAAAUUCCACAUAUUAAUUUUUUACAAACCACACCUGUCAAUUGAAAUGCAUUCCAGGUGACUACCUCAUGAAGCUGGUUGAGAGAAUGCCAAGAGUGUGCAAAGCUGUCAUCAAGACGAAGGGUGGAUACUUUGAAGAAUCUCAAAUCUCAAAUAUAUUUUGAUUUGUUUAACACUUUUUUGGUUACUACACAAUUCCAUGUGUGUUAUUUCAUAGUGUUGAUGUCCUCACUAUUAUUCUACAAUGUAGAAAAUAGUAAAAAAUAUAUAUAAAAAAAUAAACCUGGAAUGAGUAGGUGUGUCAAAACUUUCGACUGGUGCUGUAUAUAGUGUAUGAAAUGGGUUGAACAGAUUGGAAACAUUAUUAAAGUGGCCAGUGUUCCAUUAUUUAAGUGACCAGUGUUCCAUGGCUAUGCUCAUAGGACAGCAGCCUCUAAGGUGCAGGGUUGAGUAACCGGGUGGUAUCCGGCUAGUGAUGGCUAUUUAACAGUCUUAUGGCCUUGAGAUAGAAGUUGCUUUUCAGUCUAUAUGUCCCAGCUUUGUUGCACCUGUACUGACCUCACCUUCUGGGUGAUAGCGGGGUGAACAGUCCGUGGCUCGGGUGGUUCGGGUGGCUUGAUGAUCUUCUUGGCCUUCCUGUGACACCGGGUGCUGUAGAUGUCCUGGAGGGCUCUCAAUGGUGCAUCUGUAAAAGUUUGUGAGGGUCUUAGGGGCCAAGACACAUUUCUUCAACCUCCUGAGGAUGAAAAGGUGCCGUUGCGUCUUCUUCUCCACACUGUGUUUGGGGACAAUUUCAGACACUCAUGUGAGCCUCCAGGUUUUAUUUCAUGUUUCAUAAAGGAUGUGUUUCGUUGUGUGUCAUCUGUGUUGUGUUGUUUUGUGUCUUUCAGCAGAGAAAAGCUUUGUCACGUGUCACAUAAUGUUUUGUCCUUCCUAUGAAUGUGCUCAUAAAAUAUUUAUACUAGAAAAAUGCCUCAAACAACACUGUAAAAUGCAUUUACGUUCACAAUGGUUUAAGGCAACAAAAAAAGCAAGUUAGAGAAAAGUGGCUUAUAGACUCAUAUGGCUUAUGAAUCAUAUGGCUUAUGAAUCAUAUGGCUUCACUUAUGAAUCAUAUGGCUUAUGAAUCAUAUGGCUUGGGUUAUGAAUCAUAUGGCUUAUGAAUCAUAUGGCUUGGCUUAUAGACUCAUAUGGCUUAUGAAUCAUAUGGCUUCACUUGUGAAUCAUAUGGUUUAUGAAUCAUAUGGCUUAUGUAUCAUAUAGCUUGGCUUAUGAAUCAUAUGUCUUAUGAAUCAUGUGGCUUAUGAAUCAUAUGGCUUGGCUGAUGAAUCAUAUGGCUUAUGAAUCAUAUGGCUCAUGAAUCAUAACCAAUGGGUCCCAGUAGAUGAGUUGACUUUUGACCUUGUAAUGAAUAGAGACCAUUUCAGUGUUUUGAAAAAAGUUUUAGCAUCUUCAGCCAAGCAGAAUGGAAAUAAACUCAUCACUUGCUCAUGUAUUCAUUCAUGUGAGUAUAUGGUAUUGAUGUUUGCUUUCCAUACUGUACACAUUUUUAGAUGAGCGUUUUUCUUCUUAUUUGGAAAUCAUUGAGGAAGGAUGCAUGGCUCACCACUGAGAAGGCUGGGAUUAAUGUUUGUUUACCUAUAUCAAUUACUUAGCUAUGCUAAUUGAAUGAAUUGAAUCAGUCAAAACAAAUUCACUUGAUAGAUUUUAAUCAACUAUAACAUAACCAACAGACCUGAUACAGUAUAAAGUCUCUGUGUUCCUGUUAUGUGUGUGGUAACUAAACCAGUUAUUCCCAA
Molecule: messenger RNA, 11339 nt
Organism: Oncorhynchus nerka (sockeye salmon)
Lineage: Eukaryota; Metazoa; Chordata; Actinopteri; Salmoniformes; Salmonidae
Product: probable G-protein coupled receptor 149
Exons: 4
Coding region: 123-2417 (764 amino acids)
Biological process (GO): neuropeptide signaling pathway
Cellular component (GO): plasma membrane; neuron projection
Molecular function (GO): G protein-coupled receptor activity; neuropeptide binding
Source: RefSeq, a predicted model, not a curated record